UAUGGCACGGGUGCCAGAGGCUGCACUCAGAGCCCUCUCUGUGGGCACCCAUGCCCUGGAAAAAGUCUAAGACAUUCCUAUAUGCCUUAGGCUUUUCUUGCCAUUCAUCAGCGCAGGGCGCACUAUGAACAGUACAGGCAGCACAUUCAAUGCAGACACGCUAUUAUAGCUAAAUGACAAAGUGCAUGGAACUUAUACUAUGUUGAACUGUAGUAUUCAGGUUAAACUGCCGAGUUGGCACUUUGUGAUAAAUAAGUUGGUUUUGUGUUGCAGUUUGGGCACUCAGUCUCUAAAAGGUUCACCAUCACUGGUCUAGGGGCUCCACAUGUAAAAUAUAAAGGAACUUACUCACCCCCGACUGCUGCACUUCUGACGGGGGUCAGUAAUUAUGCUAUGGGCGGAGUUAGAGGCGUGGGCUAGUAUGAAAAGAAUUGCAGCAAUGUGCGCCGCACAUAUUGUCCAUUUUUGGGAUUUUCAAAAGUUGGGAGGUAUGGUACUGGGUGGGAGUGUAAGGACAGAUAACUACAAGGCUCAGCAUGUCUAUCCUGUCAUUACUUAUUACCGGAGGACAGUACUGGGAGGGAGUAUAAGGGCAGAGAACUACAAGGCUCAGCAUGCCUAUCCUGUCAUUACUUAUUACCGGAGGACAGUACUGGGAGGGAGUAUAAGGGCAGAGAACUACAAGGCUCAGCAUGUGCAGCCUGUCAUUACUUAUUACCGGAGGACAGUACUGGGAGGGAGUAUAAGGUCAGAGAACUACAAGGCUCAGCAUGUCUAUCCUGUCAUUACUUAUUACCGGAGGACAGUACUGGGAGGGAGUAUAAGGGCAGAGAACUACAAGGCUCAGCAUGCCUAUCCUGUCAUUACUUAUUACCGGAGGACAGUACUGGGUGGGAGUAUAAGGUCAGAGAACUACAAGGCUCAGCAUGUGCAGCCUGUCAUUACUUAUUACCAGAGGACAGUACUGGGUGGGAGUAUAAGGUCAGAGAACUACAAGGCUCAGCAUGUCUAUCCUGUCAUUACUUAUUACCGGAGGACAGUACUGGGAGGGAGUAUAAGGGCAGAGAACUACAAGGCUCAGCAUGCCUAUCCUGUCAUUACUUAUUACCGGAGGACAGUACUGGGUGGGAGUAUAAGGUCAUAGAACUAAAAGGCUCAGCAUGUGCAGCCUGUCAUUACUUAUUACCAGAGGACAGUACUGGGUGGGAGUAUAAGGUCAGAGAACUACAAGGCUCAGCAUGCCUAUCCUGUCAUUACUUAUUACCAGAGGACAGUACUGGGAGGGAGUAUAAGGGCAGAGAACUACAAGGCUCAGCAUGUCCAGUCUGUCAUUACUUAUUACCAGAGGACAGUACUGGGUGGGAGUAUAAGGUCAGAGAACUACAAGGCUCAGCAUGUCUAUACUGUCAUUACUUAUUACCAGAGGACAGUACUGGGUGGGAGUAUAAGGUCAGAGAACUACAAGGCUCAGCAUGUCUAUCCUGUCAUUACCUAUUACCAGAGGACAGUACUGGGAGGGUGUAUAAGGGCAGAGAACUACAAGGCUCAGCAUGUGCAGAAUAACACAGCCAGUGCCGACACAGGACUAACCAGUGACUGCUGACAAUACAGCUGAUAAGGAAAAAACUCGUCUCCCUGAUCCCAUUACUUUCUUCCUUCACAGCGCAGCUCCGCCCCCGCACUGCUAAGCCCCGCCCCUCACGCGACUGGUCACCUGAUCAUAAUAAAGCUCUGGGCUUUUCCGGAGGCUCUGCAGUCUUCUGCUGAUAAGCCCCGCCCCUCAUGUGACUGGUCACCUGAUCAUAAUAAAGCUCCUGGCUUUUUCGGCUCUAGUGAUACGCCCCGCCCCUGCUGUGAUCGCGCGUUCCGCAGCUACAGGUCGGGUCCUCGGAGUAGGAGUAUUAGAGGAGCAUUAGAAUCUGUACAAGAACUUCAUAAUGGAAGACCACCAGCCCCUCACAUCAACUGCUAAAGACAUCGUUAAGACCAACAGAGAAGAUGCCCCCCCUACCAAGAGACCAUACAUCUUGACCACGCAGAAGAUUUUUCUGCAGGAUGUCAUAGAUCUGUCAUCCACAAAAGAGAGCCUUUAUGAUCCAGAAGACACGUCAAAAACUGAGACUUCUGACCCAGAGACUGCCUCACCUGCGAGCACCCUGUCUUCACCAGUGGCAAUGGAAGAUUUAUCAAUCCCGGAGACUUUGUUCGGUGGUGAACAGCCACAACCAGCCAGCGGGGCUGCAAACCGGAGGAGAAGAGGGGGUCUUGCCCCUUUUGCUCAGGUAGACAAUAGGGCUCUAAUCAACUCCAUGAUCAUACACUAUCUAAACCAGAGCAGGAAAGAAGAGGAGACCUUCCUCAGAAGCCUUGCACCCCAUCUUCGAAAGAUUCCACAAAAUCGACAACUUCGGACCAAAGCAGCUCUGAUGGCAGUGCUGGAGGCAGCAACGCCUCCCAAUGAUCCCCAGGAGUUCUUCAUGAUGAUCAACCAGUGGCUCGUGCGAGCAGAGGCCAGUACAUCCGUAACCCCUCCGCCACCAACCCCUCAAAGACCCAGACCUUCUACUCCCAGGCCACUUCAUUGUAGGCCAGUGGCCUAUAAAACCUUACCUCCCGUAUACUCCCAGGAAAAGCACCCUAAUUACCGCAAUGAUUGUUAUGGGCCGCCUACUGCUGGGCCUUCUUACAAGUUUAGCUCCCUGCAGUCUGGCCACGAUCGUAGUGAAGGAAGCACUGCUAGUCCUCCUGCUAGUCCAGUGUCAUAACAGCAGUUAUUAGACUUAGAAUUUUUUUUAUUGCCACUCUGA
Molecule: messenger RNA, 2807 nt
Organism: Bufo gargarizans (Asiatic toad)
Lineage: Eukaryota; Metazoa; Chordata; Amphibia; Anura; Bufonidae
Exons: 4
Coding region: 1938-2765 (275 amino acids)
Molecular function (GO): DNA binding
Source: RefSeq, a predicted model, not a curated record